Orbilia oligospora ATCC 24927 is the source of this 1935-nucleotide messenger RNA. RefSeq lists its product as uncharacterized. The record is from RefSeq and is a predicted model, not a curated record. The transcript is spliced from 7 exons. Gene Ontology annotation, cellular component: nucleus. Gene Ontology annotation, biological process: positive regulation of transcription by RNA polymerase II. Gene Ontology annotation, molecular function: DNA-binding transcription factor activity; transcription cis-regulatory region binding. Bases 1 to 1935 code for a protein of 644 amino acids. NCBI's taxonomy places the organism in Eukaryota, Fungi, Ascomycota, Orbiliomycetes, Orbiliales, Orbiliaceae.
AUGUUUAGAUCAAUGGAGCCUGCAACCUCAAAGCGACCUCGUCUCAUGGACGAAGAUGAACCGAAUCUUGAAGAGGAACCUCGAUGGGACGAUGCCCGAUUUCAGGAUGACGUUUUCUCCCGCUUAAGUACCUUUAUUCCCCUGGAGCCGCAGCUGUCAACAUCAAGGGCGUGGGCGAACGUCGGAGCCGCAAAGUAUUGGCCACGACCUGGAAUAAACGGUACCAAAAGCCGCAAGCGAGCUCGAGACCCAGUUGAUGACCCUGACCGCUCAGGGGUCCAGUUCCCCCCAGAGAUGUUACUGAGGGUCCCGAUAUUGGAAGAACGACGUGUCGAGGAAAUUGACGAGAAAUCAAAUCCCUUCUGUGAUGCCAACGGGAGCCCAUCGGCACACCCCAGAAAUGUUGCCCGGUCCUCCACAAAAUAUAGCAGCAACAAGCUUCCCUCGGAGGCAGCUGUGAAUGGACUUGUAAAAUUUAGACUCUGGAAUACUGACGGCAUUGGCGAGAAUGUACCCGCCGCGAAAGUUCCGAAAAAACUAUACAUUCCAGGAAACAAUUCAAAUAAGAACCCGGAUACCCUUGUAUCUACCAUCCUUGAUCCAAAUAACCAAGGAGUCAACCACCUUCCACCAGGCUUCGGAAAGGGUCUCAUGCUCAAGCCGGAAGACCAGAAACUAUUUGACUUUUAUCGUUGCGCUAUUUGCUCCGGGCGUACUCUCUUGGACAAAGAAAAUAUCCAUCUGCUCGAGAUCGCUCCUAUGGCCGAUAAAAGCAAAGGGGUCUGCCAUGCCGUUCUAUCAUUGGCUUCAGCCUACCUUUUGGACUACUGGCCAAGCCCAUCCUUUGCAGCAAGAGCCAACUACCACUAUCGAGAAAGCAUAAAGUGGCUCACAGAAGAAUUGAAAAACACCCAAAAUUACGAACCAGGAAAGGAAGAGGCUUUGGUCACAACUUUGUCAUUGUUGAUCCACAAUGAGAUUGUUUGCUGGGAGCCGACAGAGGAAAGCUUAGUCCCAGCCUGGUAUCGAGCCGCCCGCCUCGCACGACGAGUGUUAGAUACCUCAGAUCCAGGCUACUACUACAAACUCCGACGAAACGUCCAAGAAAGCAAAGCAAGACAUAGAAUCGGGAAUGAAAUCGCAUUUUGUGAGAUUCUAUCAUCAGCAUUCGCACCAGUCGAGGAAGAAGAUCUCGGGGGACGAUGUCCAUACAGUUGGUUAAUGAGCGGAACCGAGACAGAAUUCACCAAAAUUGAAGGAAAUACGGGGAUGUGCGCCAAAGUCCUUUACACUCUCGCGCAAAUUACCUAUAUGACAGGAAAGUUCGCAAAGAACCCCUGCAAAACAGAAGUAUGGCCUAUCUUCGCAGGAAGAAUUCGAAACGAACUGGAACGAGUGCGGCAGUGGUCAGAAUUGUCGGGGGGGUAUUCACACGCACAGGAUUUGCUAGAUGCAUGCAUUCUAGACGAAAAUGGCCUUGUCAAGACCAAAGAAGAAGCAACCGACUUGACAGCACAGACUUAUAUCCAAGCAGCACUUAUAUACCUCGAGUGCCGGUUCUUCAGACGAACUCCUUACCAUCCGUCCGUCCGGCGAAAUUUAGACUUUUUAAUUAAAUGCUUCGAUAGAUGCCCAACAAGUGGUGAUCUCUAUACCGCCCAAACCCCGGUCUUUGGGGUGGCGAUUGCAGGAGUAGUAGCUACAACCGAAAAGGAAAGAGAUUUUUGUAGAAAAUACGUCCGUGGAACUUGCACCGCUGGAGAGAGAGGAAAUCUCGCAACGCUUGAUAAUACAUUAGAAUUCAUCUGGAAAUGGAUGGAUGAGAAUCGUCCCAAGCAAGAAGACGAUGAUGCCGACUUGUUGGACAGGCGCCAAUGGUGGGAGGAACUCGUUACAGCUUUCUACACAGCUAAGAACAGACGAGACUUUGCGUAG